CGCAUGCGCGGUAAGAUGCGCACAUGCGCAAUACUCGCGCAGCCACCGCGGUCCUGGUCCAAGGCCCUGGUGGUACCUCAGUUACCGUGGUCGGGACGCGCUCGGCUAUGGCGGAGGGCACCGGGGAAGUGGUCGCAGUGCCGGCCUCUGGGGCUGCCAACGGCCUCAAUAAUGGGAUAGGCGGGACCUCCACGCCGUCCAACAACCCGCUGUCCCGCAAGCUGCAUAAGAUCCUGGAGACGAGGCUGGACAACGACAAGGAAAUGUUGGAAGCUCUCAAAGCACUUUCAACCUUUUUUGUUGAAAAUAGUUUGCGGACUCGAAGAAAUUUACGUGGCGAUAUUGAACGUAGAAGUUUAGCCAUCAAUGAAGAAUUUGUAGGCAUUUUUAAGGAAGUAAAGGAGGAACUUAAAAGCAUAAGUGAAGAUGUUCAAGCAAUGAGCAAUUGUUGUCAAGAUAUGACAAAUCGGCUACAGGCAGCAAAGGAACAGACUCAAGAUUUAAUAGUAAAAACCACUAAGCUUCAAUCGGAAAGCCAAAGAGUAGAAAUAAGAGCACAAGUUGCAGAUGCCUUCUUAUCCAAGUUCCAGCUGACAUCUGAUGAAAUGGGUCUUCUUCGAGGUGCUAAAGAAGGACCUAUUACUGAGGAUUUUUUCAAGGCACUGGGAAGAGUAAAACAGAUUCAUAACGAUGUCAAGGUUCUCUUGCGUACAAAUCAGCAAACAGCUGGUUUAGAAAUUAUGGAACAGAUGGCUUUGCUUCAAGAAACAGCUUAUGAAAGACUUUAUCGAUGGGCUCAAAGUGAAUGCAGAACAUUGACACAAGAAUCAUGCGAUAUAUCUCCAGUAUUAACUCAGGCAAUGGUGGCCCUGCAGGAUAGACCUGUCUUAUAUAAGUAUACCUUAGAUGAAUUUGGAACAGCCAGAAGAAGUACAGUUGUUCGUGGAUUUAUUGAUGCUCUUACAAGAGGGGGUCCAGGAGGUACACCCAGACCCAUUGAAAUGCACUCUCAUGACCCUUUGAGGUAUGUGGGAGAUAUGUUGGCUUGGCUCCAUCAGGCUACAGCUUCUGAAAAGGAACACCUUGAAGCUCUCUUAAAGCAUGUUACUGCACAAGGUGUUGAAGAAAGUAUUCAAGAAGUUGUUGGGCAUAUUACCGAGGGAGUUUGCAGGCCUCUAAAGGUUCGAAUUGAACAAGUAAUAGUUGCUGAACCUGGAGCAGUUUUAUUAUAUAAAAUUUCUAAUCUUCUCAAAUUUUAUCACCAUACAGUCAGUGGAAUUGUUGGAAAUAGUGCAACCACAUUGUUGACCACUGUCGAAGAAAUGCAUCUGCUAAGCAAAAAAAUAUUCUUCAGUGGCUUGAGUCUUCAUACAAGUAAAUUAAUGGACAAGGUUGAACUCCCACCUCCUGAUCUUGGACCGAGUUCUGCACUGAAUCAGACACUUAUGUUGCUGCGUGAAGUUUUGGCAUCUCAUGAUUCCUCAGUUGUACCAUUAGAUGCUCGACAGGCUGAUUUUGUGCAGGUUUUGUCAUGUGUCUUGGAUCCUCUUCUCCAGAUGUGUACUGUAUCAGCCAGCAAUUUAGGCACAGCUGACAUGGCCACAUUCAUGGUCAAUUCCCUAUAUAUGAUGAAGACAACGCUAGCUCUAUUUGAGUUCACUGACAAGCGUCUGGAAAUGCUACAAUUUCAGAUUGAAGCACAUUUGGACACCCUUAUAAAUGAGCAGGCAUCUUAUGUUUUAACUAGGAUAGGCUUGAGUUAUAUCUAUAACACUGUACAGCAACAUAAACCCGAACAGGGUGCUUUAGCUAAUAUGCCCAACCUAGAUUCUGUGACACUGAAGGCUACAAUGGUUCAGUUUGAUCGUUAUCUGUCAGCCCCAGACAACAUGUUAAUGCCACAGCUGAACUUUCUUCUAAGUGCCACGGUCAAAGAGCAGAUUGUACGACAGUCUACAGAAUUAGUCUGCAGAGCCUAUGGUGAAGUGUAUGCAGCUGUGAUGAAUCCAAUCAAUGAAUACAAAGAUCCAGAGAAUAUUCUACACCGAUCACCACACCAAGUACAGACACUUCUCUCUUAAUUAUCUUAUUUUAUUUUGUUAGUAAAUAUUGUAUCUCUCAAAAACUGAAGAUUGUUUAGUUUUUUAGUUUAUUAAUCUUUACUUUGAAUAUAAUACUUAAAGUUUUUUUUAUGUCAUAACAUUGUAGUCCCAGUGAUUUCUUUUGGUCUCAGUAAGAUGGAAGUAAAAAUAACAUGUUGAACUGAGUAGGGCUCUGUAGUUCUUCCUCUAUUCUGGAAUCAAACAGUAGUAUGAAAGGUCUGAGGGAUUCUUUUAAAAAAAUUAUUUUUUUGCAGUUUUUGGCCAGGGCUGGG
Otolemur garnettii (small-eared galago) is the source of this 2374-nucleotide messenger RNA. It is a transcript of the gene COG6, whose product is annotated as component of oligomeric golgi complex 6. Gene Ontology annotation, cellular component: COG complex. Lineage: Eukaryota; Metazoa; Chordata; Mammalia; Primates; Galagidae. Gene Ontology annotation, biological process: intra-Golgi vesicle-mediated transport. The transcript is spliced from 19 exons. Bases 24 to 2081 code for a protein of 685 amino acids. The record is from RefSeq and is a predicted model, not a curated record.